CACUAUAAGGGGUUGCGCCAGAUGAGUGUGCUGUUCAUCCAUGUUUUGGUUUUUCAAAUACGUUUAAAGCCGUAAAAAUGUUCAAAAACCGUCGAUCUACUGUGGUGGCGAAAAAGCCCUCAGAACUGGCUACUAUACGGGAAUCGCAAAGUUCCGAUUUGGCCAUCGGACCAAGCCAACCGAAAGUUCGUCGUCCGGAUGAGCCAGCUCCCUCACCGGUGUCCAUUGCGGAAACGGAAAAUGUUCCGGAAGAGUUCGGGAGCAGUCAGUUUUCGGUUCCUGCCAGCCAGAUGAACAGCCAGCGCCGGUAUCUUUCUCAACGAAACAAUCUACAAAAGUCUCAAAGCGCGAGGACUUCGCGCCGGGUACCUACGAAUUAUUUCGAGAGCAUUUUGCUGAAGUGUUUGGUGGAUCUCGACGAUCCGAACAUGAUCCUGCUGAAGUGUGAACCGAUUAAUUUUGUAAGGAAGCUCCGGGUUAUGUUGCAAAGCAGCCCGGAUCAUCCGAGAAACGUUAAGGAUUUUAUCAACGGGGUUCAGCAAGCGAGCCGGUCCAAGGAAUCGUUUAGGAAAAUGCUAGAAUGUUGCAGCUUCCAGAAUCAAACCACUGGAGAUGUUAAACCGGUUCAGGAAAGCCUGAUGAAGAUGCUGCUUUGUGUGGACUUUUUACAGCUGGAACUGAUAACGGUGCUGUUCGAUUGCGUGGAACGUUGCGUGUCCGAGGACAACGACAGUGGGAUGAACAUGAUCGGUCUGGUACUCUCGCAACUCAAAUUUGUGGAUCACACCCUGCACGGAAAGUUGGUAUUCGACCGAUACUUCAAGGUGCUGGAAAGAUCGAAGGACGUUAGGCUGCUGCAGGAAACCGUUGCCUCACUAGAGGAUGUUAUCGAUGUUGCCCAGCAGGAUGCUGCUUUUCGAAGGAUUUUAGAGCUGUUCCCACGUCCUGCGGAUCUUUUCACCUCGACCAAUGUCACCGUUUUCUCGGAGCUUUGUCUGUCGGGUUCCAGUUUGCGAAUUGCUCGACAAAAGGUUGUUGAUUUUGUCGAGAUGGGAUGUCCCUUCGCAAUUUAUCCUGCUAUGGUGAAAUUUUUGCUCAAGUUCAACUACAGCGAAGUGGAAGGAUUGCAGGAGAACAUCGGCGAAAUACGUCAGGUUGUUGCUAAGUUGAUACAACUUUGGGAAGAUGGCACUAGCGAGAGGUGUAUUCAGGAAAUUUUCCAGAUCGUCUACCAAGCCCUCACUGUUUCGGCGGUUCUCUACGAAAGUUGGAUCAAGUUUAGCCGGUUGCUAACGGACGAAGACAGUCACAUGGGUCUGGAUUUGUUGGUGUUGCUGCUGAUGAUAAGCGUUAACGAGAUGAAGGCGGGAUCGAUCCAGAAGAUAUUGAUUAACAAAAUUCGCAAAAACCAUCUGAAUAUGAGCCAUUGGAAGGAAGCUGUUCAGUACUAUCGGUGUGUGAUGCAGCAACACAUGGAUUGUGUGUUGGACUUUGUGGAGUCGUGCUUGAAAGAACGGCAGCCGGAGGUUUGCGGUUUUGGUGUGGAAGCUAUGGUUUAUCUGUUUGGAACUGAUGGGAUGAACAAUAGGAUGGUGCUGAAUAAGCUUGUUGGAUUUAUGUGCGAAACAGCUCUGGUCAAUGGAACUGGGACUAGCAAUGAAUUUUUGAUCGAAAUAUGUAUGAAUGCGUUGGCUAGUAUCCAGGAGCGACGGCCAGAGGAUUUGCGAAACAAUGCGCACAUUUUGUUGAAAAUCAUGGAUAUUUCCCCGGAUUUAAGUUUGAUCCAGUAUCGGUCGGCUGUUGAACUGAUCUGUGAGGCUAUAGAGGUUCCAGGUGAACCAUCAGGAGACUGCGAAAAUUGGGACAGCUUGAAUAUCAUCAUCAGGAAGCAACUUCUAAGUACCAAUAAGGAUGUAAAGAAAAAGGGAGUCAUCGGAGUUGUUCGUUUAAUUCGGUACUUGUUAAGGAAUUCUUCGGGCUCUGCGGAGAUAACUUGCAGCUUCGAUUCAGAGAAAACUAUUGAAUCCGCGACAGAUAUUCCAACUGCGGCAGGAAGAGAAAUCGGAAAUAUGAUUAACUUGAUGCUAACAUCCUCUAACGAAAGUACAGAUAUUUUGGCUCUCUGCUACGAUGAAUUGGCAGAGAUGUUGCAGGGCUUCGAAAAAAGUUUUGGCAAACCGGAAAAAGCUUUUACAAUUUGGUUGUGUGAUACUUUAACGAAUGAUUUCCAAAGUUAUUUCAUUGUUGAAGAACUUUCUAAGGGCAACGUAAUUCAGUUUGCUAAAAAACUUUGCAUCAAUGAAACAUCUGAUGUAGAAGAAAGUAAUGCUGAGGCCUAUGCCAUCGCCGUAAACAUUGCUGAUAACAUGCUUGCGUACAAUAGUCGAUUCUCUUCGAUGUGCUUUUUUCUAUCUAUGUUCAAGCUAAUGAAAACUCUUCAAUUGAUUCGGUAUGAUGGUAAUCUUGAAUCCAUUAAUGCACUGUUGGGUUGUGCCAUUAUUGUACCUUCGUUCUACAAUGAACCAGAUGAAAAGAACUUGGUAGAAACCUACGAAGAGAACGUCUGUCGACAAGUUCUGGAUGCCUAUUUUUACACAGCCAAUUGGUUCCGCGAGCUUAUCAAUGCUUUUCUCCUACAAACUGAUCCAUUGUUGCACCGAAAAGUUCUACUGCGCCUAUCAGAAUUAGUGAGUUUGGAAACUCGCUUGGCUGCUCUACUUCGUACAAUAGACUUCGAUUACUAUCCUCCGGUAUGCGAUUUCUCAACGGACCCCGUUCAAACUUCGAAAGCAGGAAGACCAGCCAAAGAGUCCAACUCAAAAUCAAAUAUAACGCUUAACCCAACGGCAAGAACGCAACUCGAUACGACACGAAAAGCUGGACAAGCCGAGGGUUUAGAGUUUGGAACAGACACCUUAUUCUCUAAACAUCAUCGAGGUUUUCGAGUGAUGGAGAAAACAUUGAUUCAAUUGUUCCGUGAACCAAUGGAUUUUUGCCAUAAAUUACCUGAAAAUGAAUUGGGAGUACGAAUUGGGUUGGCUGAGUAUCGCUUUUUACUUGAAACUGUAACGGUGGAACUUGAAACGCGACAGGCUGGCAAAACUAAGCUUCGCUACAACUAUGAACUUAAGGAUCUUUUGCAGGUGUUGCCUUCAACUGUGGAUAAAUUUUGUUCGAUCAAAUCAAAGAGACGGGAACUGUUCGAUACAUCAGGAUCCGCGGAUAUACUGGAUUUCAAAGCCUUGGGAUGUUGCUUCGAUUGGACUUUAAGAUUGUUUUCUGCCCUACUUUUUCUUAUCAAACGAGAUGCUCCGAAAUUAUUGGAUAAAACUUUCGAGAUCAUUGGAAAGAUUUCAUCGGUAAGCAAUCAAGAUUCCGACCAACUUCUUACUUCUGAACUCACCCACAAAAAUGCCUUCAAGGAUCUCACAACUGCGUACUACCUUUUCAAAUUUGGCCUUACUCUCAACAAUAUCUCUUCCACAUCAGAAGGAUCUAACCAAAUCGCCACUUUCUGCCAAAACUUCUUAUGCUCCAACUUCCUAUCGAAAAGUGGGAACGCCACUCAUCUGGCCGCUCUUCUCCAGGGACUCUUCGUUUCGGUAGACUUCCAAAAAAUAAAGCGUCUCACAAAAGCCUUAGCCGAUGAUCUAGCUGCCUCCAAAACCGACGACCGAAUUUUCGCUGGACUUCAACGCUCCCACUACGCCCUUCUUUUCCGGGAACUCACCAAAGCCUUCAUCCGCUGCAUCCAGGCCGAAAUCCGAUCCAAGAAAACUUCCACCCAAAAGUUCAUUCUAUGGGAACAAUCCUGUGAAAUCCUUAAGCAGUUUUCAGACGUCGUCAAACAAGCCGAUUCCCCCAAGUUCUAUUCUUGCUACAUGAAGAACUCCCACACCUACCUAAAACUGUUCCAACAAAGUGGACUACGAGCUCUAGAAGACGUAUUAAAAGUUUCCGCCGAUCGUGUCAGUCACCUGCUAAGCACCCUUCAGCACAGCACCCGUUAUCUGCACAACAUCUGCUGCCACUCGAAGCAAAUCAAGGACGGAGCCCUCGCUGUACAAAUUCCGUUUCUGCGAGAGACCGUAGAAACACUAAUCUACAGCGUCAAAGCCGUUCUGGCUGCAAACGGUUGCGCUUCGGUCUUCUGGAUGGGCAAUCUGAAGAACAAGGAUCUGCAUGGGGUGCUGAUCGUGACCCAGGAGAGGCAAACGGAGGAGGAAGAGGCCGAGGAAAGUACGGCCGAAUCAGAUAUCGCCGAUUUCUUGAGCGAUGAUGAAGCGGAAGGAACAACGACCACCACCGGAAGGCGCCGUGAUGCGGUGCCUUUAAGGAAGAGUACUUCGAACGAGAAAUCUUCACAAAGUAAGUGCUUUUAGAGAUAUUUCUUUCACGAGCUCCAAUGAAAAUUCUGUUAAUAUUUGAA
Molecule: messenger RNA, 4429 nt
Organism: Uranotaenia lowii
Lineage: Eukaryota; Metazoa; Arthropoda; Insecta; Diptera; Culicidae
Gene: Fancd2
Product: Fanconi anemia group D2 protein homolog
Exons: 3
Coding region: 78-4382 (1434 amino acids)
Biological process (GO): double-strand break repair involved in meiotic recombination; mitotic intra-S DNA damage checkpoint signaling; homologous chromosome pairing at meiosis
Cellular component (GO): nucleus; condensed chromosome
Molecular function (GO): DNA polymerase binding
Source: RefSeq, a predicted model, not a curated record